This is a messenger RNA of Drosophila novamexicana, 2941 nucleotides long. RefSeq lists its product as uncharacterized. The coding region runs from base 123 to 2762 and encodes 879 amino acids. The transcript has a single exon. The record is from RefSeq and is a predicted model, not a curated record. NCBI's taxonomy places the organism in Eukaryota, Metazoa, Arthropoda, Insecta, Diptera, Drosophilidae.
UCCAAAUUUUUUGUGUAUGUAACAAAUGAGAAAAACUUUGAUUUAAUUAACUCAAAAGGGUUUUAUAAAACGUAACAGAAAAGGAAAAAUAAAGCAACUUAAUUGAGAGCAACUGCGACAAAAUGCAUUCGCUGUCCGAUCGUUGGCGCCUAAUGCUGUCGCUCCGGAAGCAGAUCAGCCGCAAGACCAACCGGCUGAUGAGAUACAAAAGGCAGGCACGUCAGCGCCUGAGCUCGAUGCGACAGAUACGCCAAGUGCUGCUGGACAAUCUGCGCAAACUGAUCGACAUGAAGCUGACGGACACCAAAGUGUUGGCCACGGCCCAAAUGAAGGCGCAGUUCAGUCGCACGUGGCAGAUGUACACAAAAUGGUUGCGCAAUUGCCAGAAAAUGCACAGAAGGGAGCUGCAGAAUGUUCAGAGUUUGCGCAAACAGGAGCUCGCAUUGAAUGAGCGUCUGCGUGAAUUGCGCAAACAAUAUAGAGUAUUGCCCAAACGGCAGCGGUUGAUCGCAAACGCCGUUCGCCAUGUUCAACGUGUCGUCCGCAAGCGGCACAAGCGAUACGGCGUCUGGGAAAUGAUGAUGAAGUACAGCAAGGCAGAAACUGAGCAGAUACGCAAAUAUAUGAUGAGCGGUGCACGGAAGCCCAAAAGGCGAUGGCAUUUCAAUAAGGAUAAUAUCAGUGAGUUUAGCAACUUCUGGAAUGUCGAGGUGCUGCGCAAGGGGCACGACAAGCGCAAGCAACGGCCGCAUCGUCAUUUGAUAACCCAACGCAUUGAAUUACCCGAAGAUUUCAUACCCAAGCCCUAUCACGUAAAGCAUAAAGUUAAGCCCAGGGUGUCCAUAGCGCGUGGCAAGCAAUAUUACAUGAACUCUCUAAAUGAAAUCCUCUCGUUCAAGCAAUUGCAGCACUUUAAACGAAAGCUGCGUAAAAUUAUGGAACCGGUCGUCGAUAAACCGAAAAAGCCCAAACGUGAGGAGCAUAAUCAACCGGCAUUAAGACGCCAGAGAUCCAAGCGAGGAAUGAAGAUAACAGUCGAGGAGAUGCUGGACCUUGAUGUGGAUCUGAAGCAAAAGCUGGAACCAAAAAGAGUCACGCAGCCAGUCUAUGGCAGCGAUCAGCUGAUCAGAUUCCAAAAGGAAAUCCAAACGUUACGCAAGUCGGUAACAUCAAUGGGCAGCGUCGGCCGACCUUCACUGCUAUCGCGUCGGAGUCAGUCGAGCAAACGCAGCUCCCGCCUGAAAUCGCUGCAGCAGAUUAAGUUGACGAUGUCAGCAAAGAUCCGUGACAAGAUAUCGAAAAUGCACAGCAAGAUGCAGGACAAGGAGCCGUUAAAGAAACCGGCGGAACCAAUAGCUGAACCAGAAAGGCGGUCAAGCACUGACAUUUGGCAGCCCCCAGCUGAGGUGGAGUUGGAGAAAGCUAUCGAUUCGGUGGCAUCAUCGAGCAUUGCCAUAACACCCAAGGAACGUGUUACGGACGAUGUUAAUGAGCUGUUGCGCAAUAAAUCUGUGCCCGCCGGCAUUAGGCAGGAACUGAAGAAUGCCCAAUGGCGUCUCUUUCUGACGAAUGCGUCCAGAAUGAAGCGGCGUGCCGGACAGGUGCUAAUGAAUAUAUUUGAAACGGAUGACAGUAAAAAAUAUCGACCAAUUCAAAGGCUGCUCAGGGACGUAAUACAGGGACCCAGCAUGAUGGACAUAUUGGCCGACAAAAAGACCAUUGUCGAAGCCGUGCACAAGCAUUAUAUGUGGAAAAAUUUGUACAGCGUCUAUCAGGAUUUAAAGGGUGUGGGCAUACCCAAAGGUGACAUAUUUAAUAUGUUGCGCGAACAUUAUCUAAAAUAUAUCAACGAAAUUGUCAGCGAGGCCAUACAAAAGGGCGCCAAACUAUCGGUGAUCGAUCAGGGCAGCCCUUUGGCGCGACAGAAGAGCAAUGAUUCCUUCGAUCAAUAUCUAGAUGAGAAGAUAGCAGCGCGUGCCGCGAUCAAUGAUCGUAUUAUAAACGAGCAUAUUUUGCGCAAAAGUAAAAUGUCGACAGUGUCCACGGAUGACAGUCGCUGGAGCGGCGUCUCAUUGGAGUCCCUGACCAACAGGCAGCUGAAGCGCAUGGAUGAUCGCUACUCGAUGCGCUAUUUGCAGAGCAUAUGGGCGGCCCAUGCCCGAUACUUUAACCGGGACAAGCGCGAAUCGAUGUUUUCGAGCGUUCAGGCUGACGACACGCUGAGCGAGCGGCUACCUGGAGACAGUUCGUGCCGGCGCAAGGUUAGCAAGGGGCAAAGGCCCCAAGCACAGCAGUUGAGAAAGCGCAAAGUUCACCUUCAGCGUUUGUAUUACGAGCCGCGUCGCACCUGCCGCCAGCGGCAGGUGGAUGAGGAGUGUGCCAUCUGUGAAUGUGAUGCGCAGAAACUAGAGAAGUGCAUACGCUGUGGCAUUGAGCUGCCCCAUCUGCCGACCAGUUCAGAGCCGAGCAGCAUCGAUCUGUGCCUGUCCACGCCCACGCUGGCCGCCUGCGUGCACAAUCCGCAGAUGUUGCAGGCCGCAGCAGAUAUCUGCCAUGUGUGCGGCUAUGUGCACGAGCCGCAAUCGGGCUGCUUCAUGCUGGACAUAGAUGUUGCUCCCGGUGGCGCUCUGCAACAGCUGCGACGGAUCAAGGAGUAUGCGAACUGUGUCCAGCAGCGGCAGCAACAGCUCGACCAGAGUGCGGACAGCAUUUGGCUGGCGGCCGUACGGAGUUGUGCAUCGGCCAGCGAGGCGUGUGCCUGAUCUCGGUGUGGCAUGAGGUGUUGCAAGUGCAGCGGCAUGCAGCAAAUAAAACCAUAUUGCAUAGCUGAGCUGACAACACUUUGUGCCGCAACACAGCUGCAACUGUUGCUGCCGCAGACGCUGCUGUUGCUGCCACAUUCGGUGGCAAAUGAAACAUUUUGUUUAAGUGCUAAAUAAAU